UCUCAACUGCACGGUGAAACAGGCCAUUUCUCUCGCGGUACAGCGAGACCAUACCAAACAGAGGACCGUGCCGAAUAGGGACGGGUUUUUGUUCCGAAGAUUUACGGGAAAGCAGUGUUGUGUAGUAGCGUUGUGUACUUAGUACUACACGGCAGGCUUACAGAGCUACAACGAGCAUCUUAUUUGAGUAGAUUCCAGUGUUUCUUAACCAAAGCUGUCGUGAUUAGAUGUGGUGUGUUGCGUGAAGUGUUAUGAGCUAGAUAAAUCAAUCCACGAUCCACAAGAGGAGUGAAACCGAUCCGAGAAGAUCUUGGCGUUGCAGCGAAAUUAGUGAACAGUGGCUUGUGUUCCUUUCUUCCUUUGGGCGAAUAGUAUUCCAAAGUGACAAGCGAGCAGGAUGGCUACAAACUGCGAAAUUACCAUCACUGGACCACAGGAGGCACAAACCAAGAGCAGCCUGAUCGUGGUAUCCAAUCGAUUGCCGUUCGUACUGAAGCGAGACUCCAAGACGGGGAAACUUAGCCGUCAUGCUAGUGCCGGCGGAUUAGUCACAGCGGUUGCGCCGGUCGUGAUCAAGGGCAAGGGACUGUGGGUCGGUUGGUCCGGCAUUACACUGACGGAUGAAAACGAACCGAUCCCAGAAUCGGACCCAUCCGACAAUACACCAACUGCCGGGCUACUCUCAGAACAGGUCGUUUCGGUGAACGUGGAACCGAAGCUGUUCGAUAGCUACUACAACGGAUGCUGUAAUGGCACGUUUUGGCCUCUGUUUCACUCGAUGCCGGGCCGGGCAACGUUCUGUGCCGAUCACUGGCGCUCGUACUAUGAUGUGAACAAGGAGUUUGCUGCCCGUACGAUCGAAGCACUUGAGAAGGCCGUCAACAACAAUACGCACCCUGGCGUACCGUUGAUCUGGAUCCACGAUUAUCAUCUCAUGCUGGCGGCCAACUGGAUCCGUGAAGCUGCCGACGAACGGAAUCUACCGUACCAGAUGGCAUUCUUCCUGCACAUUCCCUUCCCACCGUGGGACAUUUUCCGUCUGUAUCCAUGGUCGGAUGAGAUCCUGCAGGGUAUGCUGGCCUGUGACAUGAUUGGUUUUCACAUUCGCGACUACUGUCUCAACUUCGUCGACUGCUGUCAGCGUAAUCUUGGAUGUCGUGUGGAUCGGAAGAACUUGCUGGUAGAGCAUGGCGGUCGUUCGGUUCGUGUACGUCCUCUGCCGAUCGGAAUACCGUUCGACCGGUUUGUGGAGUUAGCGCACUCCGCACGUAAAGUGAUCAACACCAACCAAAAGAUCAUUCUCGGUGUAGAUCGACUAGAUUACACGAAGGGUUUGGUCAACCGGCUGAAGGCAUUCGAGGUACUGCUGGAAAAACAUCCAGAACAUCGAGAAAAUGUGAGUCUGCUGCAGAUUUCCGUACCGUCCCGUACAGACGUUAAGGAAUACCAGGAGCUAAAGGAGGAGAUGGAUCAACUGGUGGGACGAAUCAAUGGACGAUUCACAACGGCAAAUUGGUCUCCAAUUCGUUACAUCUACGGUUGUGUCGGACAGGAGGAACUGGCGGCUUUCUACCGUGAAGCCUCCGUAUGUCUAGUCACACCACUACGUGAUGGUAUGAAUCUGGUAGCGAAAGAAUUUGUCGCCUGUCAGAUCAAUGAACCUCCAGGUGUACUGAUCGUGUCUCCAUUUGCUGGUGCUGGUGAAACGAUGCACGAGGCGUUAUUGUGCAACCCGUACGAGCUGGAUGCCGCUGCGGAGGUGAUACAUCGAGCCCUUACAAUGCCGGAAGAUGAACGUACCCUGCGGAUGUCACGUAUGAGACGUCGUGAAAUGCAACAUGAUGUGAACAGCUGGAUGAGACAGUUCCUGAAGGCAAUGGGAUCGCUGGAAGAGGAUGACAUCGGUACUACCACGAUGCAACCGGUUACUGUGGAUGAUUUUGAUGACUAUCUCCUGAACUACAUCGGAUACAACCAUAAGCUCGCCCUUCUACUCGACUACGAUGGUACACUUGCACCGAUUGCUCCCCAUCCAGAUCUGGCCACCCUGCCACCGGAGACCAAAAACGUCCUACAACGGUUGUCUAACCAUUCGGAUGUGUAUAUCGCCAUCAUCUCUGGACGUAAUGUGGAGAACGUGAAACAGAUGGUUGGAAUCGAAGGCAUCACGUAUGCCGGUAACCAUGGGUUGGAAAUUUUACAUCCAGACGGUAGUAAAUUCGUACAUCCCAUGCCCAUCGAGUACGAGGAUAAAGUCAGUGGGCUUUUGAAAUCGCUGCAAGAUUCGGUUUGCGGUGAUGGUGCAUGGGUAGAGAACAAGGGACCGCUUCUGACGUAUCACUAUCGUGAAACUCCUGCCGAGCUACGUCCUGCCUUGGUGGAAAAGGCACGGCAACUAAUCAUUCAGUUUGGAUUCCGUGCGGCGGAAGCACACUGUGCGAUCGAGGCAAAGCCACCGGUACAGUGGAACAAGGGCCGUGCCUCGAUAUACAUCCUGCGGACGGCAUUCGGUGUGGAUUGGAGUGAGCGAAUCAAGAUCAUCUACGCCGGCGAUGAUAUGACGGAUGAGGACGCCAUGAUGGCACUCAAAGGUAUGGCGGCAACGUUCCGUGUUACGAACUCGCAGAUCAUCAAAACCUCCGCCGAAAGACGUCUACCCUCGACAGAUUCUGUGCUGACCAUGCUGAAGUGGGUCGAGCGACACUUUAUGCGCCGUAAGCCGCGUGCCAACAGUCUUACGUACCGGGGCAAGAAAAAGGAUUGCGUUAAAAUGCAGAUGGCCUUCGAUCUGGUACCGAACACAAGUGCUGCCAACAGUGCCGCCAGCAGUUCCGACGAGCGUGAUUAAAGAGAGCUUUUGUUUUGCACACCUUGCCCGUUGUGCAUAACUCUGUAUACGUAGGUUAGCUUUAUUUCAUCCUGCUUUAGUUGUCCCUCAUUGUUUUCUUCCUUUUUUCGAGCUAUUUUAAUUUCUAUUCUAGUUAUUGAAGCGAAAGUAUCCUUAAAAUUGCUUUUGUUAAGCUAUGUUUUUUUUGUUGUGUUGGCGGUAGUGUAAAUAUACGCACGCCGUAUCAUGUUGGUGUUAAUGUUUUACUACUGUUGCUAUUGUUGAAGCAUACCAUAUUGUUUCAUGUGAAAUGGUAGCGUUUAAGUUUUACGAGCGAUUCGUGUUCGCGUAGCAGGAACAACCCAGGCUGAACAAACCAAUGAACAUUUGUUUCGGGAACUAGAAUGAUAUUCGAAAACAAUGUCUUUAGGAUAAGGUUAGAGAGAAAUAAAUUCUUAGUGGUGUUACUAAGCAAACGAGCAAA
Messenger RNA from Anopheles funestus (African malaria mosquito), 3311 nucleotides. RefSeq lists its product as uncharacterized. The transcript has 5 exons. Gene Ontology annotation, molecular function: catalytic activity. The record is from RefSeq and is a predicted model, not a curated record. Lineage: Eukaryota; Metazoa; Arthropoda; Insecta; Diptera; Culicidae. Gene Ontology annotation, biological process: trehalose biosynthetic process. Gene Ontology annotation, cellular component: cytosol; alpha,alpha-trehalose-phosphate synthase complex (UDP-forming). The coding region runs from base 398 to 2848 and encodes 816 amino acids.